AUACAAUCGACCUAUUGGUUGGAGCCUACUAAUUCGCACGGCGUUUGCGGUCUGGACGACUCUGGUUUGCAGGAUUUUUGGGUCGCUCUUUCAUCGGGCAUCACAGGACACAAGUACAUCAAGCUCAAGGCUAUUCAUGAUAGCGAAAUCGUGGACGAGCAUGCGAAGCACUGCAUGUACUUUGCAUGCAUCAAAUUCGUUAACUCGGUAGGUCGCACGACCACAGCCUCGCUAUGGUUGCAUUCGCCCAUGCUUGAUGACAUUUCU
Messenger RNA from Laetiporus sulphureus 93-53, 267 nucleotides. RefSeq lists its product as uncharacterized. Gene Ontology annotation, molecular function: protein tyrosine phosphatase activator activity; peptidyl-prolyl cis-trans isomerase activity. Gene Ontology annotation, cellular component: nucleus; protein phosphatase type 2A complex; cytoplasm. Lineage: Eukaryota; Fungi; Basidiomycota; Agaricomycetes; Polyporales; Laetiporaceae. The transcript is spliced from 3 exons. Gene Ontology annotation, biological process: mitotic spindle organization. The record is from RefSeq and is a predicted model, not a curated record. The annotation marks the transcript as partial.